Molecule: messenger RNA, 9214 nt
Organism: Falco peregrinus (peregrine falcon)
Lineage: Eukaryota; Metazoa; Chordata; Aves; Falconiformes; Falconidae
Gene: GALNT9
Product: polypeptide N-acetylgalactosaminyltransferase 9
Exons: 11
Coding region: 375-2189 (604 amino acids)
Cellular component (GO): Golgi apparatus
Source: RefSeq, a predicted model, not a curated record
CGCGUGCAUGUAGAUGAGAUCCCCCGGAGCACGUCACGCCGCACCGGCGCUCUGCGUUUGGGGCGGCGGAGAGCGAGGGCGGCGAGCGGGAGCCGCCGGAGGAGGAGAGGCGGCGGCGGCGGCGGCUCGGCGGGCGGCAGCGGCUCGGCCCCGCUCCCUGCGCGGCCCCGCUCCAUGCCGCCCAGCCCGCCGCGGCGCGGGCCCCGCGGGGCGCAGGCGGGCGCCGGGCGCGGGGCGCGGCGGUGCUGAAGGACAGCUCCGCUCCGCGCCCCUCCGCACCCCUCCGCGCCCCGGGCGCGCCCCCCGCCGGGUGGCCGCGGGGCCGCCGGCCGCCGCGCCUUGAUGUGCGCCCUGCCACGGCGCCGGCGGCUCCCAUGGCGGUGGCACGGAAAAUCAAAACUUUGUUGACGGUGAACAUCUUGGUCUUUGUGGGCAUCAUCCUCUUCUCCGUCUACUGCAGGAUCCAGGACCGCUCCCAGGAGCUGGUGCAGAUCGUCCGGAGCGCGGACCGCCGGGCCAGGAGCCGCGGCGCCAAGGUGGGCAGUCUGGCCGACAGGGAGUCCAUCCUGCAGCGCCUGGACCACCUGGAGGAAGUGGUCUACAACCAGCUAAAUGGUCUGGCAAAGCCCAUGGGAUUAGUUGAAGGUCCAGGAGGCCUGGGCCAGGGGGGAAUGGCUGCUACCCUGAGAGAUGAUAGUCAUGAAUCGGAGACUAAGUAUGAAGAAUAUGGUUAUAAUGCCCAACUCAGUGACAGGAUAUCACUGGACAGGUCCAUCCCUGACUACAGACCAAAAAAGUGCAAACAGAUGACCUACCCAGAUGACCUGCCCCAGAUCUCUGUGGUCUUCAUAUUUGUAAACGAGGCACUCUCUGUUAUCCUGCGCUCUGUGCACAGUGUUGUGAAUCACACCCCGUCGCACUUGCUCAAGGAGAUCAUCCUGGUUGAUGACAACAGCGACAAUGUUGAACUAAAAUUUAACCUGGACCAGUACGUCAAUAAAAGAUACCCGGGUCUGGUGAAAAUAGUGCGCAAUAACAAACGAGAAGGACUGAUCCGAGCCAGAAUCCAAGGCUGGAAAGCAGCAACCUCUCCUGUCGUCGGGUUCUUUGAUGCUCAUGUUGAGUUCAACAUUGGCUGGGUGGAACCUGCACUUACCCGGAUCAAAGAAGAUCGAAAGCGGAUCAUCUUACCAGCAAUUGACAAUAUCAAGUACAACACUUUUGAAGUGCAGCAAUACGCCAAUGCAGCCCACGGCUAUAACUGGGGCCUCUGGUGCAUGUACAUAAUCCCGCCGCAGGACUGGCUUGAUAAAGGGGAUGAGUCAGCUCCCAUCAGGACACCAGCCAUGAUUGGAUGCUCGUUUGUAGUGGACCGAGAGUAUUUUGGUGAGAUUGGCUUGCUUGACCCUGGUAUGGAGGUCUAUGGAGGAGAAAACAUUGAAUUAGGCAUGAGGGUCUGGCAGUGUGGAGGAAGCAUGGAGGUGUUGCCCUGCUCUCGCGUGGCACAUAUCGAACGCACAAAGAAACCCUACAACAACGACAUCGAUUACUAUGCAAAGCGCAAUGCCCUGCGGGCCGCUGAGGUCUGGAUGGAUGACUUCAAGUCACAUGUUUACAUGGCAUGGAACAUCCCCAUGGCAAACCCUGGAGUUGACUUUGGAGAUGUUUCUGAAAGAAUAGCUCUACGACAGCGACUGCAGUGCCGGAGUUUUAAGUGGUACUUGGAGAACGUCUAUCCUGAAAUGAGGAUUUAUAAUAAUACAGUCACUUAUGGAGAGGUGCGUAACAGCAAAGCUAGCGGCUACUGCCUGGAUCAGGGAGCCGAAGAGGAUGACAAAGCAAUCCUUUACCCAUGCCAUGGAAUGUCCUCUCAGCUCGUCCGCUACAGCUCCGAGGGUGUCCUGCAGCUGGGGCCGCUGGGCUCCACCGCCUUCCUGCCUGACUCCAAAUGCCUCGUUGACGACGGAAAGGGCAGGACGCCAACUCUGAAGAAGUGUGAGGAUGUCCUGAGGCCAGCACAGAGGUUCUGGGAUUUCACACAGAAUGGUCCAAUCAUCAGCAGAGACACUGGCCGUUGCCUAGAAGUGGAAAUGUCAAAGGAUGCAAAUUUUGGGCUCAGAUUAGUCGUACAAAGGUGCUCGGGGCAAAAAUGGAUGAUUAGAAACUGGAUAAAACAUGGCCGACAUUGAUUGCUGGGGCCGAGCAGCUGCUUCUCCUGCCCUUGUCCAUUGCUCAGUGUGCCAUAUCUUGCAAGGCAUUUGUCUUAAAGCAAAUUAGUUUGAACAGGUCUUGGCUCUCAAGAAUCCUCCAUAGUUGGGCAUUCAAAGAAACAAAGAAACAAACAAACAGACGCACCCACCAGGCACAUACAUGCCCUAUUUGACAUUCCCUGGAAAAGGAGUUUUCUGUUGAUUUGGAAAUCUGCUGAAGAUGAGAACACAACAGAAGAGUGGGUUCCUUCAGCUCUCCUAGAGGAAUUAUAGACAGAUGUUUCUAUGAUGAGUUCAAAGGAGAGAUCCUAAUACUGCCUCAUAAAGAGAGUUCUCUGAUGGGUAGCGUUUUAGCUUUAAGUUAUUGACUGGUGCACAACUCCUGUGGUGAAUAAUCAUGUGCCUUUUUUAUUGUACUUCGUAUAUAAGGGGACUGGAAAAAUCCUACCUUUUCAGCAUGUCUGGUCCAUUGUACUAAACAAGGUGAUCUGUAAAUAGCACUGGAAAUAUAAUAUAAUGUACGAUAAAUUUCAAGGCUGAUGGUUUAGGAGUCUCUAUUUCUACAAAGAGACUGUUCUGCAAAUGUUUACAGGUGGUUCUCAACCUUCAAGCUGCUAAAAAGCAGCAUGAGAGACCUCUUCUAGUUAGACACAGGUAAAUGCUGAAUAGGUAAAAUAGCCACAUGCUCCAUUAUGUUGCCACAUUUCACAUUUCUUGGCUAUAAAGGCAUCACAAUAUAGCACUUGCCUAUUUAACUUUUGAGGCAGUAAACAUCCUAGUAGAUGGGUGGAUUUCUAGAGGCCUCAGCUGGCCCGCAAAGUUCCUAUCCUGCAGCGCUGUGCCACAAACUGCCUGGAAGCUGCAUCCUCGUCACUUCUGAAAAUAAGUUGACAGACUUAGGCACCAUCUGUGGAAUUUAACAACUUGAAUCUUCCAUUUUGUUACCCAUCCUGUGAAAAUGUCAAAUGUGAGCAAAUACGCUUUGUGAGCACUGUCUAGACAGAUUUCCUGAAUAAACCAACAAAGUCUUUUCAGUAUUUGAAAAACAAACAUAAACUAGUGAUAAGAGGACAAAUUAGAGCACGAACUAGGCAGCAUAUAUAAAUACUGUUACUUUGAAAUAUAAAUAUUUUACUGUAGUUGACCCAUUGACAGCAUCUUUGUGAACCUGAAUUUAAGAAUGUAGCCAGUGGUUCAAGCAGUGUCUGUGCACAGGGAGGCGGAGCAAUGGCAAGACCUUAUCCAAAAGGCUGUCUGAGCUGAUGACCGCUGCCAGCGUCAGCGGGCUUUGGACGUGGGGCCAUGGCAGACAGUUUUUCAUUGCAGAAGAUUCAGUCAUGCUGAAGGAGAGACAGAGAUGGUGUGUUAACUUCACUAUUUACUAUUUUAUAGUAAUUAAAAAAAAAAAAUAUCUUCUUUUACUGAGUCAGGAAAAUAGGUAAUUGCAGACACUGUGGUACCAUGAAUCUUGGUGAUCUGUUUCUUGAAGAGCUUUUGCCAUUGCUAUUUCAAGGCAUGCUGAACAAAACAGAAUGGAAACAGUUAAUUUUUCAAGGGCAUGACAUGUAAUAAAGUAUUUACUUUUAACAUGCAAAAUCUAUCCGUUCUUGUCAACUCUUGGUUGGUAUCUGGAGAGCAUAUUGCUAGAUUUUGCCCCAAUUUUAUUUUUGAAACAGAGUGUGCAAGAUGUAAUACAAAGCCAAUUCUUCUGUAGUUUAUUUGUGGCUAAUUGCUGAUCUUUGUCAUGUGGAUCAGGUUAUACAUGAAUACAAAAUUCUGGUUGAGAGUCUAAACAUAAAAAUGUUUUAAAUGCUGUGUUUAUGGUUAGCUGGACACAGCCUCUUGAAUGGUGUAGUAAGAGCUGCAGGGGCAGGUAGCAUCUUUAAGAAAUCAGACAAUACAGUAAAAAAUCAUGGACAAACUCAGUAUUCAAGCCUUCCUGGAAGUCUCAAUCAGGCAGGAAGUUUCAGGGUAAAUACGGAUCAGGAGCAAAUGCCCGUUGCCCUGCAUUUAACCUCCGCGUGUUAACCUGUUAGAGAACUUAAAAGGAUAGUUACCCUCUGAGGAGCAGGUGUUGAAUGCUUUGUACAGGAGCUCUAUUUGCAAGUGACUUUUCAUCUACUCUCCAGAUAGAGUCUUCCCUUUUAAUUUGCAUGAAAGCUGUAUUCUUUUGUUUACUCUGACAGAGUUUUACUCCUUGAAAUAUUUGGUCGAGGGAGGUGAGAAGGCAAAAGAAGGGAAGGACUGUUUUACCAUGUGAGCUUUUUGGCGAGUAACACAACAGGUCAUUUAGACCAUCUGUAGUCUUUCUAAUGAGUAAGUGCUAACUAUUUUAUAUGAAGAUGGCUGGAAGUUGAAAGUAAUUAUAUAUCAGGGUGACUACUACAUACCUAACUAUUAGAAUAUAAAGUUAUUAUACUGAACAGAAGCAAACAUGCCACAUGCUUCCCACCCCCACCCACCCUUUUUUUUUCUCCUUGUCUUGAAUUGACAAUCUACGUUUGGUCCUUGAUUAGCAGUAGGGCAGCAAGCCUUUCAAAUCCUUGGUAAAUGAAAAAGGAAGGCUGAAUAUUUGGAAGAAUACCAGAUUUUAAAUUUACUAUCCUAAAAGGAGUUUAGCAUUUGCAGUUUAGGAGCUUGGAAGCUGAGAGGACCAGGUAGAUCUAUGUUUACUGGCAAAGUUUUCAAGCAAGCGUGACAGCCCUCCGCUCUGAUGCCACCAUAAGGAAUGUGAAUUGGUUGUCUUGGAAUUUUGCCUCUGCACGUUUUCAGUGCCCGAUGCAAAACAUGUGAAUGUGGCCACACUGUCUAACUGAGAGUGGUCAGUCCUGGCAAGCUUUGAGUGCUGAAGCCACAGGCUACAGAAGGCUUGCAAGAACCAGACUUUCAGUGUAAGAAGGAAAGCAGGUUUUUGUUCAUAGGUAAAUGGCUCUGAGAUGUACAGAAUAAUGUAAAAGAAUUCAAUUAACUCUUAAAAGUGGAGUUGGUAUUUUCUGUGAUUGUCAUUUUUUUAAGAUUUACUGAGACAAUUUCUUAUAUUUGGAAAACACAUCUGUUGGAUUAUUUUUACUUUAGUCAUUUUAUCUGUAUGAACCACAGCUUUGGCUGUGGUAUUAACAUGGUGACUCUGCAUGUGAGAGGGUCUUAAAUAUUCUCUCAUAAAAGGAAUAAUAAUAAAAAAAGCCUUGAGUAUUAUCUGUUUUAACCAAAGUCUAUGGGUCUUUUGUUAGCAUUUCACCCCUUAGUAUGAUCUGAACUCCUGCUUAAUGUUGUUUUAAAUUUUCAGUCUUGUUUCCCACAGUGCAGCAGUCCAGAUAUUAUGAAAAGUAUUUAAUACAGUGUACUAUGCCUUGUAGAGAAAACUCAGAUCAAAAUCUUCAAUUGUAAUUUUGUUUGAUUUAGGAGAUUAUGGAGUUAAAUACUAGAUCCUAGGACAGAAGAAUAGGAAGUAAGAAAGAACAUCAGAUCCAGUACACUGCUGUCAAAGGUAAACCAGGAAAAAAAAAUACUUUUGUAAGCAUGUCAAGAUGCCUAAAAAUUAAUUUGAGUCCUGGGAGUGUGUGUGGGGGUGUGUGUGUGAUAAGCCCUUUCUCCUUGGAGAGCUAUAAACUAUUUUCCAAGCUUAAUUCAUUCUUAACUUGAUUAAAGCCAUUUGUUUGUCAGCCAAAAUUGUCCUCUAGCUUUAUUGGCGUAUUGGUUCCUAAGGCAUGCUAACCUCCAGUGCAAAGCAACAAAGAGAAAGAAGAGUUUAAAAAGGUGGUGUUGAAGGACCCAGCUGGGUUCUCCUGCAAUUACGUAAAGAUCUAUAUUGUGUGUAUCCAUGAGGCAUGAAUUUUCUUCCGGAUUGUGUUCCACAACCAAAAAGCUAAACUCGGGUUCCAUAGAACUAAGACAAAAAUGUAGAAACUAACAACAGGUCUUUGUACGUAUUCUGAAACUGCUGAACAAUCUUAUUUCAUUUCAGUGAGUAAUUUGGGGCUUGGUGUGUCUGAAGAUCAGGCCUUCACAGUCCUUUGUUUAUAUUCCAUCGGCCCGUGCCUUUUUAAAAACUGUGGUGUAGUCGAUGAAAACCUCACUUGCCAUGUGACAAGGGGUGUAAUCUAUCUGACACAGGACAGCUGCAAUUUUAAGUACUUAAGCCAGAGCUAAUAAGAUUUAAUUAAAUAGCACCAGUCCUAAUCUGUUCUUUAGAUCAAUUACACAGCAUGUAAUUCCUUCAGUAUCCAGUAUUCAUUUGAAAUGGUUCAUUAACAGCCAUACUAAAGCACAUUAUGGCCUAUUUUGGGACCUAGUGAUUUGGGUUGUAAGGAGAACUUUAACAGAAGUUGGAGUUCAGAGGGAGUUCGACAUUAUUGUUAUUCAGUUAGGACACAAAUACCUUUGAUUUUUUCAUGAAAGGCUUUGGGAAGGGGGCCAACUGUCAGAAUUCACUUAAUUGAAGGUGUUUCUAGCAAUGAUGUUCCAUUUUUGACUGCUGCUAUUUUGACUGCUUUCUUCUUACUGCUAAAGUCAAUCAUGGGGUCAUGCCACAGAUAAUAGAUGAUAUUGCAAAUUAGAAGAACCAUCUAACAAGCUGCUUAGAAACCAAGGAAUGAUCAGGUCUUCACAUGUCUCUAGAUCCAGAUGCUACCAAAGUAAACAUAAUAUUCUGUUUUCUCUGGAAAGAAUCCCAAACUUAACACAUUUUUGUAUUGCUUCAUCAGGAACACCGAUUCAAGAGACCAGUGUAGUGUGUGUACCUCUAAAUCACAUUUUGCAGAUACAAUUUGAUUUUGUGUGUGUGUGACAUUAGUGGACUUAAGGUGAGAGCUGCAGUUACUGAGUUAAUAGAAAAUACAUUAAUUGGCACUGUGGUCUACUGAAGUAUGUGCAUCAUGCAUUUAUAGCUUCCUGUGUCGUGACGGGGAUAUUCUUGAAAUAUUAAUGCAUCGAGUGCAUUGUCCUAGAGAUGGAGUCUGCUUACCUAGUGAAAUAACAGAACUCAAGGAGUGAAUAAUGAAAUUACAUAGCUAAUAAUUCUCAGUGAAUUUGGCAAUAAAGUGUGUCAAUAUUUACAUCUUCUAAAAAUGUAAUGAAUUAGCUUCAGGUUCUCUCUUUACAAUCUCCCUCUCUUACUUUGAUAACUGUUGAAUAUACCUCAUCCCUAUAAACAUCUGGGAUGCUUAUGCUGUGUGAAGACUUUAGCUGUGUCUUCACAAUGCCCCAGCCAUCAAGGGCAUUAGAAAAAAGAGAUAUAUAGUGACCUCUUUAUACGUUGUAAUGGAUUUUAGAACGGUUUCACAAAAUACAUUACAUUAUGAAAGUGUUAAUGAUAUAUAACUGAAGGUAUUGAGUUCAUGGGUUGCCCUAAGUAAAAACUAUGGGGUUUUUGGCCAAGAAUACAGACUUAUAAAUACCCUAGUGCAGCAAUAUAUGGUAACCUGAUUUUGAAGAACGGAAUUUCUGAAUCAAGAGCAUUCUUCAAAGGCUUGAAGAAAUGCUUACUACUUUUCAUAGGUUUACAGUUCUCUAUUGGCCAUCAACAAGUAUUGCAUAGUUUUCAAACUCUUUGUAGUAAGUUUAAUUUAAAAAAAAAAAUUAAGACAGCAACUAGAAUGCAAGUUGUGACUGCAAAUAAUUUUUCAUUAUGUGGCACAUCAUCAAAUCAACUUGUAUUUACACUUGAAAAGUUAAUAAAUUACUAUGCAUUUUACUGCUGACAUGAGCUGCAUUUUUUAACAUUGUACAUUUGGACACCUUGUAUUAAAAUUUGAAGUUGUUACAAAGGAAAACUAGAAAAGCAAACUAUACAUGCACUUUAAAAUUUAAAUUGCAUGUAGUCUGCUCUGAAAGGUAGCCAGCCCAUUUUUGAGGUGAGCACAGCACACUUUGCAGCAGACUGCAAGCUGUUCUAAAGCGGAUGAGCUCUGUGCAUGUCGGAGGAGAUGCAUCACCACACACUCAUUAGAGACUGAGCCCCUGAGCGUGCGCAUCCAAGACUAGACAGAUAAUAGUAUAGACUGUGAUUGCCUCGUGACUGGCAGACCUGAGGGGAUGCUUGACUUACUGUCCGAGUACAAAGACAUACUUGUGUAAUGCUUGCAGGUACCAAUCCACACAGCAGUACAAGCUCUGCUCUUGAAUGGUCCUGUGGGGACUAGUUAAAUGCUCCACAAGAAGCAUUCAAACAUGGAUUAAAAAAAUCCCCAUAAAAAAAAAUUCUGACCUUGCAAUCACCAUUCCUGUGAAAUCAUUGGGGACCAUGGGGAAAAAUACGUUAUUGAGCUGCAGCCAGGAAGCUGGUGAUGAAAGUGUUCUCUUUCUAGGAGUUGUGCAUUGGAGCUAUGUUUUAGCAAUUCAGAUGUGUAAGAGCACAAUUGAUCUGUCAUUGAUGUGUUACUGUUCUAAAGAACAUGACCAAAGAAACAGAAAAACUUAAGCUUCCCAAAUUGCCUAGUUAAUACAGAGGACUGAAGGAUAUCCCACACCCUGUGACCUAAUCUCCUACAUCAACCGAGAGGCCAGUUUGCAGAUGGUGUAAAAUGUCAUUGUUCUGCUGCAGCCAAGGAAGUUGUGGCUACUAUAGUAAUUUUUACCAUCUGUAGAGCUGGUCUGUUGCAACUGAUGAUGUUGCUAUUGAUUUGCCUUUUUUUUUCUGCUUCUGAAGUCACUUUUAGCUGCCCAAAGGCAAUAGAAAGGAGAUAUGAAUUGCUUAUGAACUCCCUUCUAUACUGUCAUACUUCUACCAGAAAUCUACACAGCCCAUCACCUCAUCAUUGAAAACAGCCGAUAAUUGAUGUUCAGAAGAGUGAAACAGGAGACAGGGAAAAUGUAGAAUGAUCCUUUCAUAAUAUAUCUCCCUCUAAUUUCAAAAGGGAAGGAUUCCCCAAGCCAGAGGCUAUACACAAUGAUCCAACCAUUAGAUUUAAUAAUACUGUGGGCCUGUACAUAUUUAAUCUAGUGUUAUCUCUGGAUGUCACAGCCUCCUGUUGUAAUAAAUAGCACUAUUGCUGCGAGUCAGUAUG